Messenger RNA from Aegilops tauschii subsp. strangulata, 3911 nucleotides. RefSeq lists its product as uncharacterized. NCBI's taxonomy places the organism in Eukaryota, Viridiplantae, Streptophyta, Magnoliopsida, Poales, Poaceae. The record is from RefSeq and is a predicted model, not a curated record.
CCCCUCUCGGCCCUGCCCUCGCCUCCCUACCCUACCAAACCCAGUCCACCACCCCCCUCCUCUCCCCUCCAACCCCUCUCCUUUCCAAAUUCCGACCCGAUUCCAUCCAAAAUUACUUCCAACUCAAGGAGGAUUUGAAUUCCACUGCAGCAGCGCCACCGCAAUUAUUAUCUUCUCCGUCGGGAAGGAAGGAAGAAGGGGAACCCCGUUUCGAACUCGAGGGUCGGCCUGCCUAUUUGGGUGCCUUUUGUCUCUCACUGUUGGGUGCGCUGCGCCUCCCUCCUCAAUUCUCGUGCGGCGAGGGAUCUGCCCGUCUAUGGUCGCCGGCGGGAGGGCGGUCCUGCGGCGGGCGAAGAUGGGCGGCGACGACGACGACGAGUACGUUGUGGACGAGGAGGACGAGGUAGAGGAUGAUGUUGAGUACGCGGCCGCUGCGUGCUCCGACGAGGACGCCGGGGAGGAGGAGGCCGACCCGGAGCCGGACCCCGAGGACGAAUCUGACGCCGACUUCGACGGGGACGCGGAGGAGGAGGACGACGACGAGGAUUUCGAGAUCGACAAGCCGCGGCACCGGCCCAGGCGCCCUCCCAGGCCUCCCCCCAGGCCUCGCGGGCGGGGCAGGAAGAAGGCCAAGUCGGACGACGACGACGACGCGGAUUCCGAGGAGGAGGACGACGAAGACUUCGAGAUCGACGCGCCGCGGCCCAGGCGCCCGGCCAGGGCUCGCGGCCGGGGCCGGAAGCGGAGGCGGAAGCAGGAGUCGGAGGAGGAGGAAUCCGAUGCGGAUUUCGAGGAGGAGUUGGAGGAGAUCGAGACGCCGCGGCCCAGGGCUCGCCGCCGGGCCAGGAAGGCCAAGCCGCGCGACGACGACGACGAUUCUGAUGCGGAUUUCGACGAGGAGGAGGAGGACGAGGAUUUCGAGAUCGAGACGCCGCGGCCGAGGCGCGCGCCCACGGCUCGCUCCCGGGGCAGGACGACGGUGCAGGAAGAGGAGUCUGACGCGGAGUUCGAUGGGGAGGACGAGGGCUUCGAGAUCGAGACGCCGAGGCCGAGGCGUGCACCCACGGCUCGCUCCCGGGGUAGGUCGAGGAAGCAGGAACAAGAGUCUGACGAGGAGUUCGACGGAGAGGAGGAUGGAUUGGGCAACGAGGAGGUGGAGGUCGAGGCGCCAUGGCCGAAACGCCCAGCCACGGUUCGGUUCCGGCGCAGAAGGGAGGAGCAAGAGAUCGAGCCUGAUGCAGAUUUCAGUGGGGAGGAGGAAGAAGUGGAGAAUGAGGAGUUGGAGGUCGAGACCCCACAACCAGCCAUGGACCCUUCCUGGGGUAGGAGUGGGGAGCAAGAGGAUGAGUCUGAUGCCGAUUUCGACGGGCAGGAGGAGGAACUGGAGAAUGACAAGUUGGAGAUCCAGAUGCCACUGUCAGCCAACUUUCGCUCCGGUGGCAGGAAUGUGAAGGAGGAGGAUGAGCUUGAUGCAGAUUUCAAUGUAGCUGAGGAGGAAGUUGAGGAUCAGGAAGAGGAUGAAGAGCUGGAGAUCGAGACGCCAGAGUCAGUCAAGUAUCGCUCCGAUGGCAGGAAUCUGAAGCAGGAGGACGAGUUUGUUGAUGCAGAUUUCAAUGGGGUGGAGGAGGAAGUUGAGGAUCAGGAAGAGGAUGAGGAGUUGGAGACCGAGAUGCUACAGCCGAGGAACCUGCCCGAGGCCCGUGGCAAGGGCAGGAAGGUGAAGCCAACGGGCUCUAGCCGGCAGAGGCACGAGGAUGAUGAUGAUUACGAGGAAGAGAUCGAGGAUGAGGAUGAAGACUUUGAUCCGGAGGUGGACGAAGAUGAGGAGGAUGAGGAGGAAGAUGUUGAAGAAGAAGAUGAUGAUUUGGGGGAUUAUGCCCCAACUCGUGCCACAAAGGUUAGACCUAGGAACCACUUGGCCAAGCGGAAGCCAGCAGCUGGGCGCCAACACCGUAAGAGGAAGAGUGGUUCCAGGGUUUCCAAGGGAAAGACAAGGAAUGGCACGUCAGCACGUCGGCGUAGGAGCAAGCGGCGGGUGGCUGACGACUAUGAAGACGAUGAGGAGGAAGAGGAUGAUGAUGAUUUUGUUGUCAAGGACGACGUGGAGGAAGAGGUCAAUUACCGGCCAAGGAAGAAGGCCAAGGUUGGGAGGAAGACAAGGGAAGGCACUGCAGAGCCAGUUGCUGUGGGAGAAGCAUGGCCAUCAGUCGAAUCUGACACAUCAGAAUUUGAGUUUGUGACAUCUGACGAGGAUCAUGCUGAGAAGGAAACACCAGUAGCUGAGCCUGCGAGGAUCAAGAGAAAGAAGGGUAGGAGGAAGAGGGGUUCUGAAUCAGACUCGUCUUCAGACUCUGAUUAUGUCAUAUCAGAGGAGGAACUUAAGGAUUUGGGGGUGCCUAGGCCCCAAGAGACCAUGCCACAGCUGCCUUCGCCCCCAGCACGAAGGACCAUUGCUCCUAGGAGGGUAGACGAGAAGGGAAAAGAGCCAGAGGAGGCUUUGAAACAGAUAUGUGGUAUCUGCCUCUCAGAGGAGCAGAGAGCUACAAUACAGGGUGUGCUUAAUUGCUGCUCACACUACUUCUGCUUCGCGUGCAUCCUGGAGUGGUCAAAGGUGGAGUCGAGGUGUCCACUGUGUAAACGGCGUUUCAACACAAUUACCAAGUCAUCAGUGGCAGAUCUAGGAUUGGGGUUGAGGAAUGCUCCCGUUAGGGUAGAAAAGCGCGAUCAGGUAUACCAGCCCACUGAAGAUGAAAUGAGGCGUUGGUUAGACCCAUACGAAAAUGUUGUAUGUAUAGAGUGCAAUCAAGGUGGUGAUGACAAUCUCAUGUUGCUAUGUGAUAUAUGUGAUUCCUCUGCACAUACUUUCUGUGUUGGUCUGGGAAGAGAAGUACCCGAAGGGAACUGGUACUGUGGUGGGUGUAGAUCCAGUGUGGAAGGGCCUUCUCAUGCACAAACACAGGAUAGGGUGGUUCACCGUGGAGAUAGUAACAUGAACACCGCCGAUAGCAGUUCUGGUUCGUUGGGCAGAUCUACACCAAGUGGAGUGUUCCAGAGACCACCACCAAUAAACGUUCAGCCUUCUUUGCAAGGAUUUGAUCUGAAUCUCUCUCCAAUAGAAACCCCUGAGGAAGAUAAGCGAGCCGAGUCACAUCUCUCAGCUGAACCUGUAUCAACUCCUACUGGGAGGCAUGCAACUCUUGAUAGGAGGCGUGCCUUGAACCGACGCAUUCGUAUUCUUCUAUUUAGACCUAGGACUGCAACUAAUGCUUGGCAGAAUAGCAUUCAGCAUGACAGAAGCGCACCAGGAACAGAACAAAAUCAACGGAUCACCUGCACCUCUACAGAUGUGAGCCCAUCAUGUUCCAGGGCUGAUUUUAUGCAGAGCCAGCAGAGUAGCUCACAUUUUGUACAGUCUGCAAGUAAUCUUAAUCAAUGCACUGAUGAGGGUGGAAGCAAUUUCCGAGAAGUAGCAAAUGCCAAGGACCAGCUGAUUCCUAUUGUCAAGAAGAGCAUCAAGCACAUUUGUGCCCGGUCUCCAUUGGAUCAAUCUUCUUUCACGAAUGUAGCACGGCGAGCGACACACACUAUCUUAGCGUUGUCUGGGAUUGCACACAACAAGGAUAGGGUUGUUUCUACACCUUUUCCUUUUCCUAGCCAUUGUUGCCACGCCUGUGAUGGCCGAGAGCCAGCGUUUCUCAUGAGAACCAUCUGCUCGUCAUGCUUCAACUCAUUCGUUGGUGAUGUCGUCAGUCACAUCGCUAAUAUGUUUUCUUGAAGUAGGUGGUCUUUUUAAGCUGGCAUUUCUCUCUCUGCUGUCGUCAUUCUUUGAAUUUAUAGACACUUGGAAAGAUUAUACGGAUACGAAGGUGUUAAUGAAUGUUGGAUAGCUUGAAAUAUAGAUCAUUUCUGAA